Messenger RNA from Brassica oleracea var. oleracea, 1115 nucleotides. Its product is annotated as chlorophyll a-b binding protein 8, chloroplastic-like. NCBI's taxonomy places the organism in Eukaryota, Viridiplantae, Streptophyta, Magnoliopsida, Brassicales, Brassicaceae. The transcript has 3 exons. The record is from RefSeq and is a predicted model, not a curated record. Bases 118 to 939 code for a protein of 273 amino acids. Gene Ontology annotation, biological process: photosynthesis, light harvesting in photosystem I; response to light stimulus. Gene Ontology annotation, cellular component: chloroplast thylakoid membrane; plastoglobule.
AGCCACAAGUAGUUCUAAUGGACCUUGUUCCUUCUACUCUUAACACUAGGUUCCCUGCAGACUAUUAUUCAAUAAUCAUCGUCUCUUGGUGACUGAAGAGAAGAGUUUAAGCAAAGAAUGGCAGCACAAGGGCUUGUGUCUUCUUCACUUACUUCCUCUGUUCAGACUGCUAGACAGAUAUUCGGCGCAAAACCAGCUGUGUCCGUAUCACAGAGGAAGGUUUCCUUGGUUGUUAAGGCUGCCUCAACUCCACCUGCCAAGCAAGGAGCAAACAGGCAAUUGUGGUUUGCAUCAUCACAGAGUCUCUCUUACUUGGAUGGCAGCUUACCUGGCGACUUUGGAUUCGAUCCGCUUGGUCUUUCAGACCCAGAGGGUACUGGAGGCUUCAUCGAGCCGAGAUGGCUGGCCUACGGAGAGAUCAUCAACGGGAGGUUCGCUAUGUUGGGUGCAGCUGGAGCUAUUGCACCUGAGAUUCUAGGAAAGGCCGGUCUGAUUCCUGCAGACACUGCUCUUCCCUGGUUCCAAACCGGUGUGAUUCCACCUGCAGGGACAUACAGCUACUGGGCAGACCCUUACACACUCUUUGUUCUCGAGAUGGCUUUGAUGGGUUUUGCUGAGCACAGGAGGUUGCAGGACUGGUACAACCCAGGAUCUAUGGGUAAACAAUACUUCUUGGGUCUAGAGAAAGGUUUCGCCGGUUCAGGUGACCCGGCUUACCCCGGUGGACCUUUCUUCAACCCUCUUGGGUUUGGAAAAGACGAGAAGUCGAUGAAGGAGUUGAAACUCAAGGAGGUCAAGAACGGUAGACUGGCAAUGCUCGCCAUCCUAGGCUAUUUUGUGCAGGGACUAGUGACCGGUGUGGGGCCUUACCAGAACCUUCUUGAUCAUUUGGCGGAUCCCGUCAACAACAAUGUCUUGACCAGCCUCAAGUUCCACUGAGAUGAUCAUAUCGUAUUCAUCUCAUGGUGUUUUAUGUUGGUUUCCCAUUCUCUUGUAUCCUAAAAUCUUGUUUGUUUCUCUUGGUACCAUCAGUUUCUUUGUGUUGUAACACCCUGUGUAAACAUAUUCGUCUUUUGUAAGAAAUAAUGGCCAUAAAGAACAACUUCUAGGAUUAA